UGCGAAUCGUUGGUGUUCAUUCGGAACACUUUUUAUCGUGAUUUUUUUUAGUUUGUUCCGACUCAAAACAGACACUUUUUGCAAGUGCCAACAAUCGAAGUAAUUGAACAAUGGGAGCUGUCCACGGAGUGUACCUAAAAUAUGUUGGCCUUUCAGCCCUCUCGUUCAUGGGCUACAACAUGCUGGAUCCCGAUGGCAGAUCUUCGGAUGGAUCUACCAUCUCUGCGACAUCGCCGGCAUCGGUAGAAGAUAGGGCCACUCAUCAAGCCUUGGUGAUGGGCAUGAUUCCCCGCCUUGUCUUGGGAUACUCUGCUGUGAUUAAUGGUGUCAUUGCUAUAUUGUUCAAAUCUGAACGAGGAAUGCGAAUUAUAGGCAAAGACCAAACAAAAGGGAAGAUUCCACUUUGGAGUUACCUGGUAUUUUUUCCCUUUCAUUUGCCUACCAUUUUGUAUACGCAUGUGCAUACUUUAACUGGCAAAUCUCACAACCCACCCGUGCCUGUUGCUACCGAAGUUCAGCCUGGAUGGUGGGUAGGGGGAUGCUAUGGACACGAACUCAACAUGGAUUGGGGGGGUGUCGUCGAUUUGACGGUAGAAUUUCCGGAAUCCUGCAGGAACCGCACAAAAUCUUAUCUGAGUGCUCCGACCUGGGAUGGGGUGCCUCUGAAUCCGGCCGGUCUCGAGGCGGCGGCUACCUUUGCUGUGGAAGCCAGAAAGAGCGGACAUGUGAUGGUGCAUUGUGCUCAUGGACGGGGUCGAUCUACGACGGUCAUGUGUGCGUGCUUAGUUAAGGCCGGUCUCUUCGAUAACUGGAAAGACGCCUUUGAAAAGGGAAUCAAGCCGCAAAGACCCGUCUGCAAACUUAACAAACGGAUGCGAGAAAACCUCGAAGCUUGGCAGAAAGAAUAUGUGGAUAGCAAGAAGUCGAUAUGAACAGAAAUACCAUAAAAUCUAUUGUCGAGUACCGUUCUCGAGCAAGAAAUGGUACUSGAAUACUACCACGUUGUUUUGAAAACAAGAAUACAGAAGCGCGAGAGGUCGUGAUACUCGUGGCUGCGAUGACUAUUAAUCUUUUGAAUAGAAAACAAAAUCUGUA
Messenger RNA from Pseudo-nitzschia multistriata, 1095 nucleotides. NCBI's taxonomy places the organism in Eukaryota, Bacillariophyta, Bacillariophyceae, Bacillariales, Bacillariaceae. The record is from the annotation of a GenBank genome assembly.